AUGACUGAGGUCGUCUCUAGCAUCCUUGGAUCUCUUGUAGAGAAACUAACUUCAUUGGCUACUGAAGAAAUUCAACUGGUAUGUGGCGUCAAGGAUGAUCGAGAGAAGCUCAAGAACACACUAGAGAUGAUCCAGAUGGUGCUCGCCGAUGCUGAGCAGAGACAAACAAAAGAGAAUGUUGUGCGCCUUUGGUUGUCGAGGCUAAAAAACUGGUGCUAUGACGCCGAGGACGCGCUAGACGAAUUUGAAGCUAGGGCUUUGUGGAGGCGAGUGCGGUCCAUUGAGCACUUGACCCUCAAAAGGAAGGUACGCUACUUGUACUCGUGGAUAUCCGAGAUGAUUUUCCAGUUUAAGAUGGCGCAUAAUAUGAAAGAACUGAGAAAGAGUCUUGAUGGGAUCGAUAAAGACGAAACUCGAUUCACCUUGUCGACUAAUGUUCAUGAAAGGACCAUAGUUCCGCGGAGGGAAACUCAUUCUUUUGUACCCGCUUCGAAUGUGAUUGGAAGAAACGAAGAAAAGGAAAGCAUAAUAGAGUGGUUGAGAAGUGAUGCUGAAGCUAUAAAAGUAUAUUCAAUUAUCGGAAUGGGAGGUGCUGGAAAGACAACUCUUGUUAGGUUGGUAUAUAAUGACAAGAGGGUAGAGGAGCAUUUCAAAAACAACCAAGUUUGGUUAUCUAUGCCACAAGAAUUCAAAAUUCAAAAUAUAAUAAGAGACAUCAUCAAGUCUCUUAGUGGUCUAGCAGAAGUUGAUAACUACAACCUUGAGGCGUUGCAAAAUCACCUAAGAAAUCUAGUGAAGAACCGAAGGUGUUUGUUCGUAAUGGACGAUGUGUGGGCAAUGAGUAUGAAUGAUUGGUUGGAAUUGACAAUUUUGUUAGAAGGCCUUUCCAAAGGGAGUAAAGUCAUCCUGACUUCACGGAAUCAAGCCAUCGCCAAAAAUAUGGGCACUGAUUGCCUGCUUUAUUUGGCCAACCUUUCGUUGGAGGAUUCUUUGACUUUGUUUGUGAAGUACGCAUUCGAUCAAGGGCAAGAGAAGAAUCACCCGGACCUUAUGGAAAUCGGCAAGGAAAUCGUGAAGAAGUGCGGGGGAAAUCCUAUGGCACUGAGGGCCCUAGGGUGUUUGUUGUAUUCAAAGAACAACCGGAGCGACUGGGAACAUAUAAGAGACAGCGAGACAUGGCAAUUAACUAAUACCUUACCUUCAUUGGAAAUCUUACCUUCAUUGAGAAUAAGCUAUGAUCUAAUGCCAUCUUACUUGAAACAAUGUUUUGCUUAUUGCUCGAUAUUCCCGAAGAACCACGAGUUCAACAACUUUGAGCUGAUCGAACUGUGGAUCUCUAACGGGUUUAUCCAAUCCAGCGGAAAUAAUCAGGAGCUUGAAGAAAUUGGACGGCAGUACUUGGAGGAGUUGUUAUCUAGAUCAUUCUUCAUUUUUCUCAAAGACAUUUACCCCUUUCUAUACUUCGAAAUGCAUGACCUCAUUUACGAACUUGCCAUUUCGGUGGCACAAACCGAAUCAUCCAACAUGAAAGUGUGGACGCAGGAUAUUUCCCCAACCAUUCGGCAUGUAUCAUUUCCCGAUCUAUCUGGUGUACCAAAAGAUGAACUGAGUGGCUGCUUCAACAAGCCAAGUCGCAUUCGUACCAUCAUGUGUCAGAAGUUGGGAUCCUCUGACUCCGAGGAGUUCUUUCUGGAGACAUGCAUUUUGCGAUUUAAGCACUUGCGAGUGCUAUGGCUGGAGGAGUCUAGUUUUAACCUACUGCCUAGUUCCAUUGGCGAUCUAAAGCUUUUGAGGUAUCUCAAAUUAUCCGACGGGACAAUUAAUAAACUCCCCAAAUCGGUCUAUGAGCUUUGCAAUCUGCAGAUCUUAGAUCUUGCCGUGUGCCAGAAUCUCGAGGAAUUGUCCGCAGACAUCAAGAAUAUGAUCAACCUCCGCGCUUUGUAUAUAACCACGAAACAAAAACAUUUCCCGGAGAGUGGAAUAGGACGCGUGACUUCUCUGCGGCGGCUAUGCAUUUGGGACUGCAGGAAUUUGGAGGCCUUGUUUGAUGAUAUCCAAUCGCUCACGUCGCUCCGUAUGUUGCGGAUUGGGAUGUGUCGGAAGCUGGCCUCCUUACCACAAGGCAUCAAGAAUCUGAAGGCGUUGGAGGAUCUCUACAUUUGCGCCUGCGGGAGCUUGAGGCUGCCAGAAGGCGAUGGUAAUGAACCAGGCUCCAUGUCGAGCCUUCAAUCCUUGGUACUCAGCUAUCUACCGGAAUUAGUUUCGUUGCCCGGGUGGCUCGAAGGCUCUGCAAGUACACUGCGGACGAUAGAGAUUUCCUAUUGUCCCAAGUUGAGCGCAUUGCCUGAGUGGCUGCAAAAUUGUUCUUCUCUGACAAAACUGCAGCUUACGAUGCUUCCCGAAUUGUCCUCUCUGCCAGAUGGCGUUCGCCUCAUUCCCACAUUGAAAAUAUCCGAGUGCGAGAAAUUGAGCAGUUAG
Molecule: messenger RNA, 2478 nt
Organism: Eucalyptus grandis
Lineage: Eukaryota; Viridiplantae; Streptophyta; Magnoliopsida; Myrtales; Myrtaceae
Product: disease resistance protein RGA2
Exons: 1
Coding region: 1-2478 (825 amino acids)
Biological process (GO): defense response to other organism
Molecular function (GO): ADP binding
Source: RefSeq, a predicted model, not a curated record